CGGAUGACGUCGCGGUGGGGCGCUGCUGCGCGCUUGCUCUCCUGCCUUGUGCGUGCGUUGGAACGUGGAAGAAUAACGACAACGCCUAAUAACGAGAAAAGAAAACCCAAGACUUCGUCGUCACCAAAAAAAUAAAGCAGAAAAAAACAGAGAGUAGUAGACUACGACAGCGUCCGUCGAACCGGAGGGUCGGAGGCGGAGGCGAAGAUGAGGAAGAAGCUCGGCACCCGGUUCCCCGCGGGUCUACGUCUAUCGAGAGUUCGGAUUCUCGUUGCUCAACAGAGGACAUCGACAAUUAAUUAUCCGGCUUCUGCACUCGUGUUGUGUUGAGCGGGUGGACGGUGGAGAGAUUUGUGGCCGCUCGCGGCUGACUAGAUCACUGCUGAUGAAAUUUGGCUGGUUUUGAAUCUUCAAAACCUCUUGUUCUGUUGUCAUGGAAACAACGUGGUUGAAGUUCCAAGCUACACACAUCUGUAUGGUUUGCACUGCAGGCUCGAAUCAAAAAGAUAAUGCAAGCAGAUGAGGAUGUUGGAAAGAUUGCAUUAGCAGUGCCUGUUUUAGUCUCGAGGGCUCUUGAAUUGUUUUUACAAGAUUUAAUUGACCGGACUUAUGAAAUUACUCUUCAAAGUGGAGCAAAGACACUGAAUUCCUUCCACCUGAAGCAAUGUGUGAAGAGGUACAGUUCUUUUGAUUUCCUAACUGAAGUUGUCAGCAAGGUACCAGAUCUUGGUGGUGCUGAUUCAUGUGGAGAUGAAAGAGUGUUACCUAGAAGAAGAAAGUCAAAUGGCAGUGACCCAGAGAAUGAUGAAUCAAGAUCUAGUAAAAUGGCUAUAAGAAAUGCAAAUACCAGCCCCAGAGGACGUGGGAGGGGUCGAGGCAGAGGGCGAGGUCGGCCACCAACCAAGAGAAAGGAAGUUGGUUACGUACAAUUUGAAGAUGAGAGCAGCAUGUUUGCUGAACAAGGUGAAACCUUACCAGGAGAGGGAACAGUUCCAGAGAUCAACAGCGGCAACGAGAUUACGCCUCAAAGCACGCAACCUCCGCUAACAGCCCCUGCGCAAGCUACAAAUUCUAAGGUGGAAGAAGCAAGCACCGAUCAUCAGUCAGAUUGGCCUAUGCCAGAUGCCACUGGAAACAUCGGUGUUGGGCCAUCUGGUUUUGGACAUCUGACAGUGCAGGUUGAUGAAGAUGAGGACUACGACAAUGAGGACUAGUCAGGGCCAUCCUCUCACUGUAUGCGCUAACAGGACUGUUCUGGUGUUGUAAAAUGUAAAUAUAGCUUGAAGUAGCUGCCGCAGCUUAGCUAUGAUUGUCUGUUAUGAGGUUAUGUAGUUGCCCUGUGUAACUUCUGUAAUUGCUUUUUAGUUGCCUUUUCUCUACAUGAUUGACUGUCAAAGCGUUUUGUCAUAUUUAACCCAGUAUGUUUGAGCAGGGGUCGACUAUUUCUAAGUAUUUUGACUUUA
Molecule: messenger RNA, 1463 nt
Organism: Zea mays
Lineage: Eukaryota; Viridiplantae; Streptophyta; Magnoliopsida; Poales; Poaceae
Product: repressor protein
Exons: 8
Coding region: 510-1214 (234 amino acids)
Cellular component (GO): nucleus
Molecular function (GO): RNA polymerase II general transcription initiation factor activity; protein heterodimerization activity; core promoter sequence-specific DNA binding
Source: RefSeq, a predicted model, not a curated record